Molecule: messenger RNA, 2792 nt
Organism: Paramacrobiotus metropolitanus
Lineage: Eukaryota; Metazoa; Tardigrada; Eutardigrada; Parachela; Macrobiotidae
Product: podocan-like
Exons: 4
Coding region: 349-2664 (771 amino acids)
Molecular function (GO): protein binding
Source: RefSeq, a predicted model, not a curated record
UCGAUAAAGUUAUCGCUGGAAUUAGCCUCCCGGCUGCACAAUGCCAAUUAGCCAAUUAAGUUGUCAUUAGAAGAUUUUCAGCGGAGCAACAAUAAGACACAAUACUGGUAUUCCGGUUGGUUCCGGCAUUUCCCUGAGUGAACACGGUAAACCGUAAAUCACACACAUUUACCAUGCUUUAAUCUCAAGUCUCACAUGAAGCUGUAUCCAUUUCAUAAAAUUCAAACAUAGUAAACGUUUAAUUUUAUUAAUAAAUUUCUUUUUCUAAUAAUUAGAUUUUUUAGGCACUACUGCACAGUAGUUACUGUAUGUCAGUCCACAAAAUUAAUUAUAUACGUAUUUUUUAAAAUGUUGUGGUUGUACAGAAAGUCGUUCGAUUAUUUGCCGUUUACAUUAUGCCUUAAUGCACCGCUUUUAUCGAUCCUGAUCAGCAGCGCACUGAGUCAGUGCCCGACAUUGCAGUCGGGCAAAUGUUUUGUUGAUUGCACGAAUUCCGACAUCUACCACAUUGCAUGCGAAGACGCCAGAGGUAUCGAACUGUACACUGAUCUGCUGGUGUACAGUCAGUCAUCUCAACAGAUACUGCUCUCGUUAUGGAGCUCACCGUUGGACCAGUUGCCAUCGACCAUUCUCGAGCCGGUAGCCAAUAAGAUGCAGUCACUGGAACUGGACAACUGGGUGCGGCUAAAACUCUUCCCAGAAUUACACGACCAAUACAAACUCAAAAGCCUGCGGAUUAUGAAUAGUCCCAGGCUUAUGGAAAUGCCACUGGAAAUGCUACCCCCACAAAUCGAGAGCAUCGCUUUCUACCGCGUGGGCAUAACCGCGCUCUUCCACGAUUUCGACGAAGUUCCUGCCCUACCGGCCGUUAACGAAUUCAUAUUCGACGGGGGCACUUUGCAGUACAUCCAAAAGCAGUACUUCACCGUGUUCCCCAAUCUGACCACGAUUAAGAUUCGGGGCACGGAGUUUACCAUGGGGGAAUUGUCGCGGGAGAUGAUUAUAACUCUGCGCCCGCUGAAGAAGCUGCACAUUAUUGGCAAUAACUUCCGCACGGUUCCGUUCAGCAAUCGCGAACGGAUGUUGGAGGGGACCAUUAUCUUUGCCUACCUGGAUCAGGGAGCGGACAUGGAUUUUUCCGGCAACCAUCUCCCUGUUAGCCGGAUGGCCGCAGUGAAUUUUGAGGGCAUUCGCAAUACGCGGGUAUUGUCGUUACGAGACAACCGGUUUGAUGACUACAUCUUCACCAGUCGGCUCUUCCACAAUUUCACGAAUCUAGAAACGCUGGAUUUAACCCACACAUUCAUGUUGAAAUCCGUGGCGAGUUUUUCCGGCCUACCGAAGCUGCGAGCGUUGCGCAUUGCCGGCAAUGAGUUCGAAGAGCUGAUCGUCUCGGAUAUCUUUCAAAAUUCCCAAUCCGUCAACCUGGAACUUCUCGACCUGUCCGACAACAGUCUGGUCACUCUGCCGCGCGGUGUACAGCGGGUUGUCGGCAAUCUCCGCGUCCUGAAUCUGGCCGGGAACAAAUUCCAUAUCCCUAGCGUGACCGAUAAUGCCGAAAAGAUUCACGCCACACAGUUCACCAUCUUUCCAAAGUUGCAGACGCUUGAUCUCUCACGUAACAGGUUGACCUCGUUCACCGCAACGUUUCUAAACCAUGUGCAAACCUUAACCACCCUCAAUCUUGGAUGCAACCGUUUUGACGCGAUUCGGAAAGAAUUCUUCAUCGGUUUACCCUUGUCUCUUAAAGUCCUUAAUUUGACCAUGUGCUAUAAUGAAACACGCCUUGCUGUUGAUGUGGACAUGGACGCGUUUUCCACACUCCCGCGGAAUUUAUCAACCCUGAUUCUCGCACAAUCACAGUACUCAAACACUAUCUUUUCCCGCUUCGUACUGGCCAAUAUUCCGAAAUUGCGAGAGCUGGAUUUGAGUUAUAAUUUAAUUACACUGAUCCCGAAAAACAGCAGUGUUCUUGCACCGUUGUUAUUCUUACGGACACUAAAAUUACGCGCAAAUAAACUGCAAACGUUAGGCAACGGUCGCCUGGCAACACUCCAGUUUCUGGUCGAACUGGAUGUGUCGCGAAACGCCCUGGUUUCUAUUGGUCAAGACGACUUUAAGGGUUUAUCCAAUCUUCGCACACUGGCCCUUGCCGGCAACCAGAUUAUGGAUGUGGAUACCGGGUCGUUUAAGCCGUUGCUGAGUUUGGAAAGCUUGUAUUACGGUGAAAAUCGGUUCACCGAUUUCGACAAGAUCUUCUCGGGCGGCGCGACCGUGGGGCGACAGCUGCGACACCUGGGACUGCAGGAGCUGCCGAUUGACUGUGUACCAGCUUCAUUGCUAAUACGCCUCCCGCGGUUGAAGUGGUUGUACCUGAAUUCGUCACGGGCGGUGAACUUCGAAACGGGAUCGUUUCGGCAGCUGAAUAAUUUCAGCAAGAAUACACCGUAUAAGUUAUUUGCCUUCCGCAAACCGAAUCUCCAUGAUAUUGGAUGCGUAUCGUAUGAAUCGUUUGAAGAAGUGUACAGCAGGCCAGCAAAGUUUAUUGUCGCUGACCAGAGCAAUCUCGUCCCACAACAUAUGGUCGUGCGUUUCCCUCGAUGUCAUAUGGAUAUACCAAGGAGGUUGAAGUUUUAUACGAGUCAAGUGCUUUGUCAAACCUAGCAAAACGUGGAAAGCAGUAUUAUUGUUAACAUUUGUGUUGAUCCCGAUUGUGUACUAAUCAAGGAAUACCGUCACGGUGUUGCGGCGAGGAAAAGGGGUCAAAACUAUCGAUUAAUGCUAUACUUGAA